This is a messenger RNA of Lathyrus sativus (Indian pea), 315 nucleotides long. The record is from the annotation of a GenBank genome assembly. Lineage: Eukaryota; Viridiplantae; Streptophyta; Magnoliopsida; Fabales; Fabaceae.
AUGACAAUGGAGAGAGUAACAAAGAUGGUUUCAGAGAGGCCAGUGGUGAUAUUCAGCAAGAGUUCAUGUUGCAUGAGUCACACCAUAAAGACACUUUUUUGUGACUUUGGUGUGAAUCCAGCCGUUUAUGAACUUGAUGAGAUAUCAAGAGGAAGAGAGAUUGAACAAGCACUUUCAAGACACGGUUGUUCUCCAUCUGUUCCAACUGUUUUCAUUGGUGGUGAACUUGUUGGUGGAGCAAACCAAGUAAUGAGUCUUCAUCUUAACCGCACUUUGAUUCCAAUGCUUAGAAAAGCUGGAGCUCUUUGGGUUUAG